Somion occarium is the source of this 2218-nucleotide messenger RNA. NCBI's taxonomy places the organism in Eukaryota, Fungi, Basidiomycota, Agaricomycetes, Polyporales, Cerrenaceae. The record is from the annotation of a GenBank genome assembly.
AACGGGGCUGCUCAAGUCUUUGAGCAACUCUAAUUUGGGGAAUGAGUGGGUAUUGUUCAUCUGACAGUUGGUCCCGUCCUGAAAGCGCAACAUGGUCACGUUGAGCUUGCUCCUCACGCUACAGUGCCAAGGAAAAAACAGCGUAUCCUGAAUUAUCGAUGCUAGUCGGUCCGGUCCGUCUUGAUUCCUAGCUCCAUUGAUAUUGAUUGACAGGAUGAGUACACACAAUCACGAAUAUGAUAUCAUCUUCGCUGGAGGAGGAACGACUGCAUGUGUCGUUGCAGGUCGACUCGCCGCUGCAGAUCCGUUACUUAAGAUUCUUGUGGUCGAAGCGGGCCCUCAUACGCAAGACGAUUUGGCUCAUAUCCAACCAGCACGAUAUAUAAGUCACCUCCAACCAGACAGUAAGACUGUCAAGUUUAUGGUGGCGCAGAAGAGCGACGCCCUUGGAGGACGUGCCAUUGUUGUUCCCACCGGACAAUGCAUUGGGGGAGGAUCCAGCGUCAACUUCGCUAUGUACACUCGCGCUUCGGCUUCCGACUAUGAUGAUUGGGCGACGAAGUAUGGGAACCCUGGUUGGAGUACUCAAGAUCUUCUACCUCUCUUGCAAAAGUCGGAGGCGUAUCAGGCCCAGCCUGGUCUGCCGACUCAUGGAUACUCGGGUCCAAUCAAAGUGUCCUAUGGUGGUAAACUUACCAACGUCGGAAAUAACUUCCUCGAAGUCGCUCUGGUUUAUGACAAAAGCCGAUCAUUCAUAGAUGAUCCAAGUGGUUUAUACUCUUGCAAUGCUUACGCUCGAUGGCCAAAGUGGAUUAACGGGCAAAGCGGCAAGCGAUCAGACACAGCUCACCAUUACCUCUACACUCAGUCAGGCAACCCAAAUGUCGAAAUUGUAGUGGGUUGUCUAGUGAAACGAGUCCUUUUCCAAGGCACGAGGGCAGUCGGUAUAGAGUACGUUCGGGACCCACAGUACCAUCCAGACAGUCCCAACGAGGUAAUCACUGCGAAUGCCAAGCGUCUAGUGGUACUGUCUGCAGGUACCUUUGGUUCUCCUGCUAUCCUUGAACGUUCUGGCAUUGGAUCGUCAUCCAUGCUAGAACGGUGUGGAGUUAAGCCAAUCGUAGACUUGCCUGGGGUGGGCGAAAAUUAUCAAGAUCACUGUGCGAUCUUUCCGGAUUACUUCGCCAGUGAUAAGUCCGAUACACUGGAUGGUAUCGUCCGUGGAGAUAGCGAUGAAGUCAAUAAAUGGACCUCACAAUGGCUAGAGACUGGUACUGGCUUGAUGGCCCACAACGGUAUUGAUGCGGGCAUAAAGAUUCGCCCAACUGAGGAGGAGGUGUUAACGAUAGGACCAGCUUUUGCGAGGAAAUGGAAGGAGUUCUUUGUCGACGCUCCUGACAAGCCCAUCCUUUGGCUGGGCCCGAUGGCAAUGUUGGUUGGGGACUACGCAACGGCACCACAUCGGAAGUUCUUCAACAUACUUUCCUACCUCCAGCAUCCUUCCGCUAGGGGUCACGUCCAUAUCACAUCUGCCCACGACAUAUUCGCUCCCCUGGAUUUCCAACCAGACUAUCUCGCGAAACGGGAAGAUGUAGAAGUCUUCAGGUGGGGUUACAAAAAGACUAGAGAGCUCGCUCGCCGCAUGAAGUGCUUUCGAGGAGAGUAUGCUCCAUACCACCCUUCGUUCCCUGAGGGCAGCGCGGCUGCGUGUAAGGCGGAUAUUAUGCCUGUUGCUAUCGAUGCUCCAGACAUUGCUUACACCGAAGAAGACGACAGAGCCAUCGAGAGAUAUCUACAACAACAGCUGAGUACAACGUGGCAUUCGCUCGGAACUUGUGCAAUGAAACCUCGCGUACAAGGCGGCGUUGUCGACAGUCGCUUGAAUGUGUAUGGUGUGACAAACCUCAAGGUCGCUGAUGUGUCCAUCGCACCUGGGAAUGUCGCUGCCAAUACGUACUCCACAGCUUUGGUUAUUGGAGAGAAGGCGGCUGUGAUGAUUGCAGAAGAGCUCGGAAUCCAGGGUGUCUGAAAAUAGAUGUAGACACAGUAUUCAUCGCAGCUCGGCAUGCAGUUCUCCAAUAGUUACAUCUUCAAGAUCGAAAUUCGACCUAAUCACUGAUUGACUGGGCCAUCCCACGUCUGAUCAUAGCUGUCCUGUCUCUGGUAUACGAAGCUAGCCGACGUACGGCGUUCUUUCUCGGCGAUACGAUACUAGGUG